GCGCAAUACACGGCUGCUGAGGGAACCGUGGUCUGCGGACAGGGCAUCCUAUCGAUCAUACCUGGACUACUCGGCUUAAUCAAAAAGAAGAAAGAAAGAAAUACGGCCAUCUCGUACUUACUAGUAUCUUCCCACUUCCCCGUCGUGGUUUCGAGGUUUUACCCUCUCAUCGGCGGCAGCAUGCCCGCCAAGGUGCUGCAUGGCCUAGACCGUGACGUCUACCAGGUCAUCAGGAAAUUCGAGGACGAGCGUGAGCGAAACCAGCCCGAAGACAGGAAUCGGAGCCGGCCACCGAAAUUCACCGUCGCCGGCGUUUACGACUCCAUCAAGCGCUCAAAUUCUAGUCUCGCGCGCCAGAAGAAACGACCGCUAGAAGACUCUAUCGAACGAGUCCUCCGCCUCCGGAGAGAAGAGCUGAAGGAGGAAGACGAGGAGGAGGCUCUGGACCAGCCGCCUCCCGAAUCCCCGGGAUCCAAGGAACGGGACUACUUUCUCCUGAACAAGCACAUCACCAAGUCUUGGAACAUUCCGAAGAAGCAGCCCGCAGCGACGACGCCCGAGGCAGCUACUCCAAGCGGCAAUGUUUCGGGCGUCGAAGGAGCCUCCGUCGCGCCCGCGGUGGAGAGGCAGUCCAAUGGGGAGGCCAAACUCAAGCGGCGCAAGACCGAAAAGCCCAAGGAAGAUCGCAGCCCGCCCAGCGGCGUGUCCUUGCACGACCUAGGCGGGAUGGACCACGCUAUCCAGGUCCUCGCCGAAUCCGUCACGUUUCCCAUCCAAUGUACCCAGUACUGCCUCAAAAACGACAUAGAGACCACUCGGGGGGUGUUGCUGCAUGGCCCCCCAGGCUGCGGGAAAACCAUGCUCGCAAAUGCCUAUGCCGCCUCGCUCGGAGUUGCCUACAUACCUGUUUCGGCCCCUUCGCUCAUUGCCGGUAUGUCGGGCGAGUCGGAAAAGAAGAUCAGAGAGCUUUACGACGAGGCCAAAUCCCUAGCGCCGUGCAUAAUAUUCAUCGACGAGAUCGACGUCAUCAUGGGAAAGCGAGAGAAUGCCCAACGGGAGAUGGAAAAACGCAUAGUGGCGCAGAUGCUGACGUGCAUGGACGAUUUAUCACCAGAAAAGCUGGGGGGCAAGCUCGUCGUGACGCUAGCCGCGACGAAUCGGCCAGACAGCAUCGACCCGGCGCUUCGACGCGCAGGACGCUUCGACCGAGAAAUCAGCCUCGGCAUACCCAACGAGGACUCUCGUGAGGCCAUCUUACGGAAGAUGCUCCGAAAAACCCACCUGUCGCCCGACUUUGACUAUCGGCUCCUGGCGAGGCGGACUCCUGGCUUUGUUGGUGCCGAUCUGAAGGAUGUGGUUUCCGUCGCGAAAAACGAGAUGGCCAGGGCCUCCAUGUCUAAGCUUACGCAGAACACAUCUGAGGCAGAAAUGGAUCUCGACCCGGGACAUGAGAUGUUGCCCGGGAUGCGGCUACACGUCUCUCUCAUGGCGGUACCGAAGGAGGCUAUGAUGGACGACGUGGCUGUGUUGACUAUGGAGCACAUGCUGACUGCCAUAUCGAAAGUGCAGCCGGCCGCCAAGAGAGAAGGCUUCUCGACAAUACCCGACACCACCUGGGCACAUAUUGGUGCUCUGCAUGACGUACGCCAGCAGCUUAUUCUGUCGAUAGUUAAGCCCAUCCAAGAUCCCGAGAGCUUUGCCAGCAUGGGUCUGGAAUCUCCUUCGGGGGUGCUCUUAUGGGGCCCCCCCGGGUGCGGCAAAACCCUCCUAGCCAAGGCGGUGGCGAACGAAUCCAAGGCGAACUUCAUCUCCGUUAAAGGCCCGGAGCUGCUGAACAAGUACGUAGGCGAAUCGGAGCGUUCCGUACGACAGGUUUUCAGCCGGGCGCGCGCGUCAGCUCCGUGCAUCAUAUUCUUCGACGAGCUGGACGCACUAGUCCCGCGACGGGACGGGAACGGCCUCGAGGCCAGCGCGCGGGUGGUCAACCAGCUCCUGACGGAACUCGACGGGAUCGGGAGCCGGCAAGGCAUCUACGUGAUCGGGGCCACGAACCGGCCGGACAUGAUCGACCCGGCGAUCCUCCGUCCCGGCCGGCUCGGCACCAACGUCUUCGUCGACCUGCCCGACGAAGACGGGCGCGUCGAGAUCCUCAAGACGCGCAUGCGGCGCCUCCUCCCCUCGUAUGCGGACUACGACGUGCUGGAGGCGGUCGCGCGCGACCGGCGGUGCGCCGGCUUCAGCGGCGCCGACCUCGACAACCUCCACGUGGCGGCGGGCCAGGCGGCUAUCAAGCGCGCUGCCGCCGCCGGGGGGCCCAAGGCGCUCCUCCCCGAAGACUGGGAGGCGGCGCUGGACAAGAUCCGCCCGAGCGUGUCGACGAGCCACUCUAGCAAGUUCAUGGAGCUGAAGGAGAUGGGAUGGGAUUGAGCGGCGCCAUCGCAGGGCGCGUCGAAGCGUGUACAUGGGUGAAUUAUCCCAGCCCCUCCCCGCCCACGCGAGUGGCGGCCAUGCUAUGCCUACUUGUGCCCAAGGCAUCUACUUGAGCCGCCCCGUUGGAUAGAAGGCACAUUAAUAGAAGGCAGCUCCUGUUCCCCCAAGUUGCGCGAUCCCCAGCGCCACUUACAAGCCGUGGAGACAGGUGGACAGUCUCCCGGAUUGGGGACAGCCUACCUUAUACCUGCUAAGCUGCC
This is a messenger RNA of Durotheca rogersii, 2690 nucleotides long. Its product is annotated as AAA-domain-containing protein. Lineage: Eukaryota; Fungi; Ascomycota; Sordariomycetes; Xylariales; Xylariaceae. Bases 181 to 2427 code for a protein of 748 amino acids. Gene Ontology annotation, biological process: ribosome biogenesis. Gene Ontology annotation, molecular function: preribosome binding; RNA binding; ATP binding. Gene Ontology annotation, cellular component: nucleus. The record is from RefSeq and is a predicted model, not a curated record. The transcript is spliced from 2 exons.